Molecule: messenger RNA, 1639 nt
Organism: Dacryopinax primogenitus
Lineage: Eukaryota; Fungi; Basidiomycota; Dacrymycetes; Dacrymycetales; Dacrymycetaceae
Product: diphthamide biosynthesis protein
Exons: 12
Coding region: 4-1533 (509 amino acids)
Biological process (GO): protein histidyl modification to diphthamide
Molecular function (GO): 2-(3-amino-3-carboxypropyl)histidine synthase activity
Source: RefSeq, a predicted model, not a curated record
CCGAUGGCAACGGCAACUCCGGCAGCUCCGCUAACCUCCGCAUUUUCAAACGAUGGGGCGGACAUUAUUCACCAACAUGUUUCUGUCGCUUCGCAGAUCUUCGAUGACACGCCAACACGGUCCGCCGGCGCGUUGGACCAAGCGUAUGAAAUCGACCGAACUGUCGAUCAUAUCAUCUCCCGGGACUACCAUACCAUUGCCCUGCAAUUUCCUGAUGAACUUCUGCACAAUUCAGUCUUAGUGCAUCGACUCUUGCGAACAAGACUCCCAGACCGUGAACUUUAUGUAUUGGCUGACACCUCUUACGGAAGCUGCUGCGUAGAUGAAGUCGCGGCACAGCAUGUGAAUGCUGAUGUCGUUGUUCAUUACGGACAUGCAUGUCUCAGCCCGACUGCUCGGCUUCCGGUCAUCUACGUCUUUGGAAAGCGGAAUAUUGACAUCGACCAUUGCGUGCAUAGCCUGCUAGUCAGCGCCGGAUCCUCAUUCGACAACAACCCAUCACGAUCGAUCAUAGUGCGGUACGAUGUUAGUUAUGCAUACUCGAUCGAUGCCAUCGUCCAGGCCUUAAGGGGUCAGCUCGAUCCCUCGCAUCGCCUUUUAGUCCCUUCUGUUCGACGUUUCCAUACGAGCGGACCCGGGGAUGAUUCUUACGCCACAACUCCAUUUCAUGACGGUGAAGAUGCUGUGAACCCCGUUGUAUUCUACGUCGGCAGGGAAAGCCUUUCUCUGACGAACUUGAUUGUCACGCAUGCGGCAUGUCAAGUAUACAAUUAUGACCCUGAGGUUAUGUCGGCCUCCGUGGCGUCCGCUCGGACGAACAAGAUUCUCAUGCGACGAUAUGCACUAGUGCAACGAGCGCGUGACGCUGACGUCUUUGGCAUCAUCGUCGGCACAUUGGCUGUCGCAUCCUACUUGCCGUUGAUGACUCAUCUUCGCAAGUUGCUUGCCAAAUCCGAGAAGAAAAGCUAUACGAUCAGUGUAGGAAAACUCAAUCCCGCCAAAUUAGCAAACUUCGCGGAAAUUGAAUGUUUUGUUCUCGUCGCAUGUCCUGAGAAUAGCUUGAUCGACUCAAAGAAUUUCUUUAGGCCGAUAAUUACACCUUACGAAUUAGAAAUUGCUCUCAAUUCAGAGCCAAGCUGGUCAAACCGAUAUCUGCUGGACUUCCAACAAGUUCUCAGUGAGGCGUCCCAGAGACCUGAUCCGCCUGACACGCAGAAGUUGAAGGACGAGGAAGAUGAAGAUGAAGAUGAAGAUGAAGAACCUAUGUUUUCUCUCACUACCGGCAAAUUCCGCAAGGCGAAGAAAUUCUCGGUUGGCCACCCCGAUCCAUCCCUGGAUGAUCAACCGGGCGCCCUGCAGCUUCGUAGUCGGUCCGACGCGUUACAGGGGUACAUCCCAGAUGCGGGGGGACAAUUCCUGGCAGAACGUACUUUCCGAGGCCUCGAUCGUCGCUUAGGUCAAGACGCGCCGGGUUUGCUGGAGGAAGGUCGAUCUGGCAUAGCCAAAGGUUACGAAGACGGUCAUCGUGCAUAGACCAUCAUCAGUGGGACACAUGACGACUCAGUGGUGUAUCCUGAGUCUUAUUAAGGCAAAAGAUAUGUUCACGACGGAUUUACUAAUAAAUCCGGGCAAAUGAAAC